GAGGAAGCCGGUCUCACGGACGCGCUCGUGCUCUUGUUCACGUCCAUCUUCGCGGUGACGCUCGUGUCCAAGAUCCCGGGCGGGUCCCCCGUGCUCGGGUUCCUCCUCGGCGGCGCCAUGAUCGGCCCGUACACCACCGGGCUCAUCGGCCACGUCGAAGGCGCCAAGGUUCUCGCCGAGUUUGGCGUCGUCUUCCUCCUCUUCAACAUCGGCCUCGAGCUCUCGCUCGAGCGCCUGCAGAGCAUGGCGAAGUACAUAUUCGGCAUGGGCAGCGCGCAGAUGCUGAUGUCCACGCUCGUGGGCGCGACGAUCGCGUGCGCGUGCGGCCUCGCGGUGCCCCCCGCGGUGGUGAUUGGCAUGGGCCUCGCGUUUUCGUCCACCGCGGUGGCGUUGCAGGUGCUUCAGGACCGCGGAGAGACGGGGAGCCGGCACGGCCGCGCGACGUUCAGCGUCCUGCUGUUCCAGGAUCUCACCGUCGUGCUCGUGUUCAUGCUCGUGCCGUUGCUCGCGGGGCCGGACAGCGGGUCCAUCACCGCGAUCUGCGGGUCGCUCGCGAAGGCGAUCGUGAAGACGGUGGCGGCCAUCGGCGUCAUCAUGGUGAGCGGCCGCGCCAUCCUGCGUCCCAUCUACCGCCGCAUCGCCAACCUCGGAAAGGCGGAGGUCCUGACCGCGACGACGCUGUUCGUCGCGCUCGGGACGUCGCUCCUGACGCAAUCGCUCGGCCUCUCCAUGGCUCUCGGCGCGUUCCUCGCUGGGCUCUUGCUCGCGGAGACGGAGUUCCACCUACAGGUGGAGUCGGACAUCGCGCCGUUUCGCGGGUUGCUCCUCGGGCUCUUCUUCAUGACGGUCGGGAUGCAGAUCGACCCGAGCGUGUUGAUGUCCAACUCGUUCAACAUCAUCGUCAUGGCGUUUGGGCUCCUCGUCGGGAAGUUGGGCGUGAUGGCCGUCUGCGGGCCGCUGUUCGGGCUCCCUCUGCUCGCGUCGCUUCGCUCCGGCGUCUACGUCGCGCCCGGCGGCGAGUUCGCCUUCGUCACCUUCGGCCUCGCCGCGAGCGCCGGGUUGUUGACCAUGGACGUCGUCAACCAGAUCAACCUCGCGGUCGUCCUCACGAUGGCGCUGACGCCGCUCCUCGCCAACCUCGGCUCGAAGCUUAAGGACGUUCUCAAGCAAGACGACGGCGUCGUGUCCUUGCAGGCGAAGGAGGGCGAGAACGACGACCUGAGCGGGCACGUCAUCGUCGCCGGGUACGGCCGCGUCGGCCGCAUCAUCGGCGACUUGCUCAACGAGCAGCUCAUCCCGUUCGUCGCGCUGGACAUCUCCGCGGAUAACGUCAACGCAGGGCGCUCGAACGACAUGCCGGUGUACUUUGGCGACGCCGGCGCGGAGACGGUGCUGCACGCCGUCGGCGCGGCGAAGGCGUCGUGCGCGGUUGUGACGUUGGAUACGGCGGAGAGCAACUACCGCGUGGUGUACGCGUUGCAGAAGCAUUACCCGGACGUCAAGGUGUACGUGCGCGCGAAGGACGUCGCGAACGGGCUGUUGCUCGAGAAGGCGGGCGCGAAGGCGGUCGUGCCGGAGACGCUGGAGCCGUCGCUGCAGCUCGCCGCGGCGGUGCUCGGCGAGAUGGACAUGUCGAACGAGGACAUCUCCAUCGCGGUGGAUAACUUCCGCCGGACGCACAUCCAGGAUCUGAAGCAGCUUCAGCAGAACAGCGGCGGCGGGCUCGGGUACGGG
Molecule: messenger RNA, 1734 nt
Organism: Micromonas pusilla CCMP1545
Lineage: Eukaryota; Viridiplantae; Chlorophyta; Mamiellophyceae; Mamiellales; Mamiellaceae
Product: monovalent Cation:Proton antiporter-2 family
Exons: 1
Biological process (GO): potassium ion transport; proton transmembrane transport
Cellular component (GO): membrane; chloroplast
Molecular function (GO): potassium:proton antiporter activity
Source: RefSeq, a predicted model, not a curated record